UCUCGCUCAUCGCCUCAUCCCUCUCGUUCGCAAACUCGCAAGUCUGCUGCCUGCCCCUCUCGCUCUCGGCCGCUACUCGCAAGGCUCUAGGUAGCAUGCCCCUGCUCGAGGAGGUGGGCAAGAGGGCGACGAUGCAUGCCGGCCGCCGGCGACAGCGGAAGCCGGAAGCCAACACAGGAGUUCAAUUCAACAGCGCAGGCCAUGGUAGCGCCUGCAGCCUGGCCGGUCGAGCAGGCACAGGUCCGUGCCGCCAUACUUCCAUUGGACUCUAGGAUUUAAAGAAAUAAAGUAUGCUUAUGCUUUCAACCUUCUCUUGGAGUAUAUUAAUCAUCUUGGAAUAAAGGAGGAAACCUCUUGACUUGCGGUGUAAGCCUGCGCGCCAGCGAGGCCGGAUCCCGCGGCUUGUUUGCAACCUCCUCCAUGGCUCCAUCCAGCUGGUGACCGGAGCGCCGCUGCCGCGAACCCCACAAAAUAAGUUGUUGCUUGCGCUCCAUCGCCCAACCACCUCCCCUCCCUCCCCUGCUCUUUAUAUAGAGUGUCCCGUCGCCGGCGCCAGCUACCCAUGUCACACGACACGGCUGCGCGCCACCCCGUCGCAACCCCGCAAGAAGCAGGAGGAGAGGAAGGAGGUGACCACCCCUCCGGCGGCCGGGCCAGCUUCGAGUUGGGCGGCGAGUGCCGGUUCUGCGAGAUGACGCGGCAGCACCACCCGCAGUGCGCGCGCCGGCUGCCCAAGCGGAUCAUCCUGGUCCGGCACGGCGAGAGCCAGGGGAACCUCGACAUGUCGGCGUACACCACCACCCCCGACUACCGCAUCCCGCUCACGGCGCUGGGCGCCGAGCAGGCGCGCGCCGCCGGCCGGGGCAUCCGCGACGUCGUGGCGUCGGGCGGCGGCAACUGGAAGGUCUACUUCUACGUGUCCCCCUACGCGCGCACCCGCGCCACGCUGCGGGAGAUCGGCCGCGCCUUCCCGCGGGACCGCAUCAUCGGCGCCCGCGAGGAGUGCCGCGUCCGGGAGCAGGACUUCGGCAACUUCCAGGUCGAGGAGCGGAUGCGCUCCGUCAAGGAGACCCGCCAGCGGUUCGGCCGCUUCUUCUUCCGGUUCCCCGAGGGCGAGUCCGCCGCCGACGUCUUCGACCGCGUCGCCAGCUUCCUGGAGUCGCUGUGGCGGGACAUCGACAUGGGGCGGCUGGAUCAGGACCCGAGCUGCGAGACCAACCUGGUGAUCGUGUCGCACGGGCUCACCUCGCGGGUGUUCCUCAUGAAGUGGUUCAAGUGGACGGUGGACCAGUUCGAGCGCCUCAACAACUUCGAAAACUGCGAGUUCAGGGUGAUGCAGCUGGGGCCCGGCGGCGAGUACUCCCUCCUCGUCCACCACACCAAGGAGGAGCUCGAGCAGUGGGGCAUGUCGCGGGAGAUGAUCGCCGACCAGCAGUGGCGCGCCUCCGCCAACCGACGCAGCUGGGCCCAGGAGUGCUCCUCCUUCAUCGACUCCUUCUUCGAUGACCCCAAGGAUUCAGAGAGCUCGUCCGAGGAGGAAGAAGAAAAGGAGAAUGGCAAGAUCAAGGAACUGGAGUAAUCGACUCUGCUCUGCCCCCCUGGUUCGCUCAAAUCUUUUCAAUUUGAUGAUAAUUUCUAGUAGAUUCUAUACUAUGGAGUGGUGGCCUAGUGAGUCAUUGCUGAUUGCUCAUUUUUCUUUCCCCAAUUUGUAAUCUGUUCAUAGUAGCUAGAGAUUGGAAUGAGCGGGGAGAAAUUCAGAAGAAGAAAAAAAAACUACCCACUAAAGAUUUCAGUAAGACAUAUCUAGUUCUAACUUCUUUCCUGUGUUCCUAGCUGGAAAACUGACAAGCUCACCAUGGUUGGCUGUCUUUAACUAAUGAUGGCUCCUUUUAUUACAACUUUCUUUAUCUAAUCAUGGUCCUUUCAUGCCGGGCUCA
Panicum virgatum (switchgrass) is the source of this 1937-nucleotide messenger RNA. RefSeq names its product phosphoglycerate mutase-like protein AT74H. Gene Ontology annotation, molecular function: phosphatase activity. Lineage: Eukaryota; Viridiplantae; Streptophyta; Magnoliopsida; Poales; Poaceae. The transcript is spliced from 4 exons. The record is from RefSeq and is a predicted model, not a curated record. Bases 563 to 1579 code for a protein of 338 amino acids.